Messenger RNA from Juglans regia (Persian walnut), 1884 nucleotides. Its product is annotated as F-box/kelch-repeat protein At1g22040. Gene Ontology annotation, molecular function: protein binding. NCBI's taxonomy places the organism in Eukaryota, Viridiplantae, Streptophyta, Magnoliopsida, Fagales, Juglandaceae. The transcript has 2 exons. Bases 250 to 1671 code for a protein of 473 amino acids. The record is from RefSeq and is a predicted model, not a curated record.
AAAAGCUUCGAUAACUCGUAAACGAGAAGUACAUAAUACAGAUCAAGCUUUCAAUACAAGAGAUCAAAAGGGAGCAUGAAUCUGCCAGGCGUUUCGAAUUUCUAUUCCAAAUCUGGGCUUUUGCAUUUCACUGGAUCCUGCUCUUAGGUUUUGCUUUGAUGAAGGGAAAGUCACUGGCAUUAGUUGGCUGUGCUUGGACUAAAGUCAAAGUUAGGAAUUUCUUCAAACAUUGAUCUUGCAAGUUACUUAAUGGGGCAAUUUUUGAGUUUGGCUGGUCCGAAGUGUAGGACGAGUGAACACAACAAGGUCUCUCAAAAUGAGACUUGUAAGAGGCAAAGAAUGUCAUCAAACUUUAAUGAGGAGAGCGCAAGGCUGAUUCCAAGUCUUCCUGAUGAGUUGUCAAUACAGAUUAUUGCAAGACUUCCUAGAAUUUUCUAUUUCAAUGUGCGAUUGGUGUCACGGAAGUGGAUGACAACUAUUAUGAGCCCCGAACUAUUCAAAUUAAGGAAGGAGCUUGGGACGACUGAAGAGUGGCUAUAUUUGUUGACUAAGGUUGACGAGGAUAAGCUUUUUUGGCAUGCUUUAGACCCUUUUUCAAGAAAAUGGCAUAGGCUUCCUAUGAUGCCCAGUGUUGUCUAUGAAGACGACUCUAGGAAGGGUUUCUCUGGGCUUUGGAUGUGGAACAUGGCUGGUGCAAGUAUUAACAUUGCAGAAGUUAUUAGAGGCUGGCUUGGGCGAAAGGACUCGUUGGAUCAAAUGCCAUUUUGUGGUUGUGCUAUUGGAGCUGUUGAUGGAUGCCUCUAUGUUCUUGGUGGAUUCUCUAGAGCUUUGACCAUGAAAUGUGUUUGGAGAUUUGAUCCAAUUCGGAAUGAGUGGAGGGAAAUGACUUCUAUGUCUGCACGCAGAGCUUAUUGUAAGACUGGAAUUUUAAAUAACAAGCUUUAUGUGGUUGGAGGCGUUAGUCAAGGGCGAGGUGGAUUGACUCCUCUUCAGUCUGCUGAAGUUUUUGACCCUUCGACUGGGACAUGGUCCCAAGUACCAAGCAUGCCAUUCUCAAAAGCGCAAGUGUUACCCACUGCCUUUUUGGCUGACAUGCUAAAGCCUAUUGCCACUGGGUUGACUUCAUACAUGGGAAGGUUAUGUGUGCCUCAAAGCUUAUAUUCAUGGCCAUUCUUUGUUGAUGUUGGAGGAGAGAUUUAUGACCCUGAAACAAACUCAUGGGUUGAAAUGCCAAAUGGUAUGGGAGAGGGUUGGCCUGCACGACUGGCCGGUACAAAAUUGAGCGUUGUUGUAGAUGGUGAAUUGUAUGCAUUUGAUCCUUCUAGUACCCUGGAUAGUGGUAAAAUUAAGGUAUAUGAUCAAAGAGAAGAUGCUUGGAAAGUUGUUAUUGGAAAAGUCCCUAUUUAUGAUUAUGCAGAUUCAGAAUCUCCAUAUUUACUUGCUGGUUUUCAUGGAAAGCUUCAUGUCAUCACAAAAGAUGCUGAUCAUCACAUUGCAGUUCUGCAGGCUGAUUUGUGUUCUUCGCCAUCAAGCUCCACUUCUCUUUUUUCUGGCUCCUUAAAUGAACAUUCUGACUCAGUGGCAGAAUCUGAUGCUGUUGUUUGGAAGGUCAUUGCUACUAGGGAUUUUGGGUCUGCUGAGCUGGUCAGUUGUCAAGUACUUGAAAUUUAGCAUUAUAUUAAGUUUUAUGGGUGAUCUUGAUGCUGAAUGGAAAUUGGAUACUAAAGCAUUGAAAAGUGUUUUAUAAUCUGUUUUUCAUAUAUAUAUAUAUAUAUAAGCAAAUGUUGUAUGAUUUAUAUAACUGUCUGAUGAGGCAGUAAUACAUAUGUUUGCAAAUGCUAUUAUAAUAGCCGGAAGAUAAUUGGCAAGUUUUUCCUUCUGUCA